Molecule: messenger RNA, 2287 nt
Organism: Mya arenaria
Lineage: Eukaryota; Metazoa; Mollusca; Bivalvia; Myida; Myidae
Product: testis-expressed protein 49-like
Exons: 3
Coding region: 95-529 (144 amino acids)
Source: RefSeq, a predicted model, not a curated record
UGGCGUGCUUAGCAACUUAUUUUUUCGCGGAUUAAACUUUCAUUUGAUAAAAUACUAAAAUUUUAAUACUUAACAUCUUUUAAGCAAUAAAGCAAUGGCUUUUUUCGGUAUAUCCCAAUUAGGGUACCAAAACACAAUACGAGAAGGCUCCGCCAGGUCUAAAAUGGACCCAGUACGAUCAAAAACACAGCUGGGUUUUAUUGCUUUUCCUCCACUUGUUGACAAAAAUCCCCCACAGCGAUCAAUUGUGCCUGUAAACCAGGUCUCUGCUUAUGGACCUGGUCCUCAGGAUUCCUAUGUCGAGUUCACAAGAAUGAGAACAAAACAUAUCCGGACACCUAAAGAAACGUAUCAACUCUACAACUACCCUGUCACAACAAGUCAAGGCUGUGGGUGGUGGUCAAAGAAUGAUCCUCUCAAGAAAAAUAUGCCCUGGGCCCAUGUUCCAAGGAAGGUGAAAAUCAACAGUGAGAUGACAAAGUUUGUAGACCAGAUGGCACUGACCAACAGAGAAUUCACAUUGUUCUAAAAGACUGAUGGUUGUCAAAAUAACUGCCCAGUAUUAACAAGAUUUCAACAAAAUCUAACAUGCUAAUUUUCUUUGAUGUUGCUAUCUUAAGUUUUAUUUUUAUAAAAAUCUUAAAUGAUGUAAGUAUUAAACAUGUAUGUCCUUUAUAGCUGUGUUUGAGGGUGUGACCUUGCAUUACAUUAUUUCUGUGUGUUUUUUCAUUGUUCAAUGUAAACAACCAAUUCUAUCAAUCUUUAAUAUGUUGUCAACAGGUUAUAUAUCUUUAGGCUACAUGUAUUUUGCACAUUUGAAUUAUUAAGUUGGUUAAUAGUAAAUAUUGGAUAAAUAUUGACCAAUCAAUAAAUAUUUGGCUAACCUCAACCAAUCCAAAGAAUUAACGAGUUUUAUACAAAUAGUUGCUGUGUACAAUCAAGCAGGCUGCAGGUGGCUACUGGAAUUAAAAAAUGAUCUAAUUAUCAAGUAUAAUUAUUACAUAUUUUUAAUAACUAAAUGCAUCUACAUGAUACUUGGGCUUUUUUUUAAAUAUACCUGUUAUUAUAUGUUGAGACAGACAUGUGUUUCAAACACUAAGUGUACUUUUGAAGCCAAAAUUUAAAUUUUAUAUUAAUAUCAUUCCAAUGCUGUUUUAAAUUAAAACCAAGAAUAGUUAAUGAAAAAAUAAAACAGUAGUUUUUGAAGUAUGAAGUGUGGUUGGUUGUAAGUUUUUGCCCAGUGGUAUUGUUUCUACAUGUAAUUACAAUGUUGUCAUUAUACAUUUUGUAGCUCAUACAUGUUGAUGAAUCCUAUUAAUAUGUACGUCUUGUUCAUAUUUUAAUUGAACAUGAUUUAUAGUGCAUAAUAGUGUAAACUAUAUUUUAUAUACAGAUGUAUAUAUUUAUCAUGUACGUGUAUUGUAUGAUACUUAACAUGUAGUCCAUUUAAUCAAAAUUGACCUUUGUAUACAUCUCAAGAUGAAAAGUAUUAUUGAACAAGUAUUACAAGUUGGUAUUGUAAACAGCUUUUGAAGACAUAUAUCUAUAUUUUUAUAUGUUUCUUGAAGACAUAGAAUUUAUGAUUAUUUUAAAAGAGAAUAAGUUCAAUAGCAUGUAUUUAAUGGCAAACGUUAUCCUACAUUUACUCUGAUAGUAAUAAGAGCUAUGAGUUUGCAGCAUAAUUACUGAAGUAGUUUUUAGAGAAUUAUAUUUUUUUACAAUUUAAUGAAACAUAAUUGGUUUGAUUUAUGUUAUAUAUUCUAGUAUUUAUUUGAUGGUAUAAUCAUCUAAUUAUCAGGAUAAUGUACACAUGUAGGCAAUUUAGUGCAAUACAUGAGGCUAUUGUCAUCGCCAGGUUUAGCAAAAUGUUAGAAUUGCACUACAUGUAUUUCAAUAAAGCUCAAGUUCAGAUGGUAGAUUUUAAUUUGGUCAAGUAGCAUUUUCGGUCAAAUUAAAAGACUGAUUUUAACAUGAUAUGGAUAUAAAAUAUGUAUUGUUGUUGAUAUUUUUAUUUCUCUUUGUUAUUUUUGUUUAAUAUUUCAGUGUUUAUGUCUUUCAUUUUCAAAAACUAUGAUUUAUUUUUUUAAUUCACUUUAUUACAGUUAGUAUCAUGCUUCUUUCUUUAAGAUUCUUUAAAUUAAUAUAUUUACAAUGUAAGAUAAUUACUUUGUUGUUUGAACUCUGUGAUGUAAAACAACUAUCGUUGUCAUUUAACAGUAUUACGUUGCACAUUCUUUCUAUAUCUUUUAUUGCACCCUGAUAAAAAUAUUUUGAAUAAAAUAUACAU